Messenger RNA from Capsella rubella, 1344 nucleotides. Its product is annotated as probable polygalacturonase At3g15720. Lineage: Eukaryota; Viridiplantae; Streptophyta; Magnoliopsida; Brassicales; Brassicaceae. Gene Ontology annotation, molecular function: polygalacturonase activity. Gene Ontology annotation, biological process: carbohydrate metabolic process. The coding region runs from base 1 to 1344 and encodes 447 amino acids. The transcript is spliced from 9 exons. The record is from RefSeq and is a predicted model, not a curated record.
AUGGUGAGAGAACAUAAUCUCUCUCUAGUUGUGCUCGGAUUGGAACUACUCUUCUCGGUGAUUCUAGUUGCAUCGUACCAUUUGCAAUGCGGAGAUGGUCGUCGGCUGAGUUUAAGCAUUAAGGAUUUUAUAUCUGAUGCUAACAAUACAGCCGAUCAUUCUCAGGCGUUUCAAGAUGCAUGGAAAGCAAUAUGUGAAGCGAAUGGGAAAGAUCAGGCAACAUCUCUUGUAAUACAUGCCUACGAAAAAUAUUUCAUUCAACCACAAACUUUUCGAGGUCCUUGUGUAUCUCGUAAUCUUCAUAUUCAGAUUGAUGGAAAACUUGAAGCUCCAAAGAUGGUAAAGGAGUGGAAGAAAAUUAACAAGGGAAAUAGAUGUUGGUUAUGUUUCGACAACGUGACAGGUCUCGUCCUCAAUGGAUCUGGUGUCCUCCAUCCCCAUGGUGAAGCUUGGUGGUCCUCUGUAGAGCACUCAAACCGACCAAGGACAGUUGGAUUUAAUGGAAGCAGUAACAUUAUAUAUAAUGGACUAACUCAAAUGAACAGUCCAAAAAACCACAUUUCAAUAUGGAAUUGCACCAACGCAACUCUAUCAAACCUUCAGCUAAUCGCACCCAAAGAUAGUCCAAACACUGAUGGCAUCGACAUCGCUCUUUCAAACAAUAUUAAGAUUUUUAACUCAAAUAUCCAAACUGGUGAUGAUUGUGUUGCCAUUAAUGGUGGUUCGUAUGAUAUCGACAUAACUCAUGUGGCCUGUGGUCCUGGUCAUGGCAUCAGUGUUGGAAGUUUGGGGAAAGGUGGGUUAAAUGAGACGGUCGAGAACGUGAAAGUAAGACAUUGCAGCUUCAAUGGAACUCAGAACGGGGCAAGAAUCAAGACUUGGGCCGGAGGAAAUGGGUACGCCAAGAAUAUUUUAUACGAAAACAUAACAUUAAUUAAUGUCAACUUCCCUAUCAUCAUCGAUCAACAUUACUGUAACGGUGGUCGCAAUUGUACGGAAGAGGCGACUGCUGUGAAAGUGAGCAAUGUGACAUUUAAAAACUUCCAAGGGACAUGUGGAAAUAAGAUUGCCAUAAAACUAGAUUGUGACAAAGCAGUGGGUUGUCAUGAUAUCAAGAUGGAAAACAUCAACAUCACUUCUUCAUCUACGAACAAAACCCUUACGGCGUAUUGUCAAUUUGCUGAUGUAGUUAGUCAAAUUGUUUCCGUUAAAAUCAAGUGUACUUCCGAUGAAGAACCUCUUGCACCAGCUUCAGCACCAUAUGCUAAACCUCUACCACCGACUCAACCUCCAUCAUUGUCUCCUCUUCCAUACUCUAUUAACUUUUUUAAAGCUUUCUUGUGA